GUUUCUUCUUACAGAGUACAGUCCUGGGGAAGAAGAAUCGAUAUGUGCCAAUAUUGAGUACUACAAACAAGGUUAUGAGCGGAUAGACAAAGCUAGCACGUCUAUGGCUAUAAUACGAGCCAUCCGACUGUCUGCCCCUUACCCAGUGGUUGCUCUUCUCAUGAUAGUCAUUGCAGCCAUCACCAGCGUCAUUGGUAACAUAAAAGCGGAUGUGAAAACGUUGAUAGGGGCAAUCAUCUAUGUUUUCUCAGGUCUGGCUUUGUCAGUUGGCAUCAUCCUCUACAUAUCAGCUGUCAACGAUGAGGUGGGACAUCGGGCUAAGAUCAUUGGGGUUCAAGGUCCCAAGUUUGCCUACUUCUAUGGCUGGUCGUUCUUCUUUGCUGGAGUCUCAUUCAUCACUGCCGAAAUGGCAGCCGUGUUCGGCAUCUCACUCUAUCUGCUGCGCAACUCACACGUCGACGACAUGGUGCGAAUCAUACCAGGCCUGGAGGACAAGGUGGACGGUGACAAUUACCAAGACAAUGUUGGCAUACAGACAACGACGAUCGUUUUAUGAGCGGGAUGCCCGAAUGUUUACCGUGUCGAUGUUUUUUGAUAUUAUGUGUUUUGUUGUUGUUAUUUUUACAAGAAAGCAGGAAAGAAGAAGAAGAAGAAGAAGAAGAUGAUGAUGACGAAGAAGAAGAAGAAGAAGAAGAAGAAGAAGAAGAAGAUGAAGAAGAAGAAGAGAAAGGGAAGAGGAGUAAAAGAUGGGGAAGGUGAUAGAGAGAGGGAAAGAAGGAGGCAGGGAAGAAAGUGAGGCAAAGAGAGAGAAAGGAGCAAUGAAUCUAUGCAUGUGCAUGCGAG
Molecule: messenger RNA, 843 nt
Organism: Octopus sinensis (East Asian common octopus)
Lineage: Eukaryota; Metazoa; Mollusca; Cephalopoda; Octopoda; Octopodidae
Product: voltage-dependent calcium channel gamma-5 subunit-like
Exons: 3
Coding region: 104-556 (150 amino acids)
Biological process (GO): neurotransmitter receptor transport, postsynaptic endosome to lysosome; postsynaptic neurotransmitter receptor diffusion trapping; neurotransmitter receptor internalization
Cellular component (GO): postsynaptic density membrane; AMPA glutamate receptor complex
Molecular function (GO): voltage-gated calcium channel activity; channel regulator activity
Source: RefSeq, a predicted model, not a curated record